Messenger RNA from Galeopterus variegatus (Sunda flying lemur), 2192 nucleotides. It is a transcript of the gene GOLPH3, whose product is annotated as golgi phosphoprotein 3 (coat-protein). The coding region runs from base 82 to 702 and encodes 206 amino acids. The record is from RefSeq and is a predicted model, not a curated record. Gene Ontology annotation, molecular function: phosphatidylinositol-4-phosphate binding. NCBI's taxonomy places the organism in Eukaryota, Metazoa, Chordata, Mammalia, Dermoptera, Cynocephalidae. Gene Ontology annotation, cellular component: Golgi cisterna; cytosol; trans-Golgi network. Gene Ontology annotation, biological process: Golgi organization; Golgi to plasma membrane protein transport; retrograde vesicle-mediated transport, Golgi to endoplasmic reticulum. The transcript has 4 exons.
UUGCUCCUGCUGGGCCUCAAGGACCGAGAGGGUUACACGUCAUUUUGGAAUGACUGUAUAUCGUCUGGAUUGCGUGGCUGUAUGUUAAUUGAAUUAGCAUUGAGAGGAAGGUUACAACUAGAGGCUUGUGGAAUGAGACGUAAAAGUCUAUUAACAAGAAAGGUAAUCUGUAAGUCGGAUGCUCCAACAGGUGAUGUUCUUCUUGAUGAAGCUCUAAAACAUGUUAAGGAGACUCAACCUCCAGAAACAGUCCAGAACUGGAUUGAAUUACUUAGUGGUGAGACGUGGAAUCCAUUAAAAUUGCAUUAUCAGUUAAGAAAUGUGCGGGAACGGUUAGCUAAAAACCUGGUGGAAAAGGGUGUAUUGACAACAGAGAAACAGAACUUCCUACUUUUUGACAUGACGACACAUCCUCUCACUAACAACAACAUUAAGCAGCGCCUCAUCAAGAAGGUACAAGAGGCUGUUCUUGACAAAUGGGUGAAUGACCCUCACCGCAUGGACAAGCGCUUGCUGGCCCUCAUUUACCUAGCCCAUGCCUCGGAUGUCCUGGAGAAUGCUUUUGCUCCUCUUCUGGAUGAGCAGUAUGAUUUAGCCACCAAGAGAGUGCGGCAGCUUCUCGACUUAGACCCUGAAGUGGAAUGUCUGAAGGCUGGUACUAACGAGGUUCUAUGGGCGGUGGUGGCAGCAUUCACCAAGUAACUGCUCAGAAUGAAACGUUCUUCUUUCUCUCAUGUGAACCAGUAGUUUUUCUUCUAUAGACUUUCUGGUUUUCCCUAAUUUGUACUUUCUGACACUAUAAUCGGCUUUUGUUUUAUGAAAUGGUGGGUGGCUUUUUCUUUUUUGUGUGUAUGCAGGAUUCUGCUGGUACGAGAGGCCUUCCUCUUUCUGUUUUUAAAAAAGUUCUUUUGCCAUUCCUUUCCCUGUCACCAUUCUCACUGUUUUUGUUUUGGGUUUCUGGUAUACUUUGACUUUUAAAGUACCUCCAGUCUCCUGACAUGCCCAGUUUUGUAUUACCUCAGCUUGAGUUUUCCCACAUGUGCAUGUAUACCUAGCAUUCUGCCUACAGUUCAGACAGAAGUCACAAAAAGGCCUUCAACUCACCAAAGGUAAGUAUCUGUAUCUAUUAGGACAUUUUAUACACAGACCUUAGUUGAGAUGUAUACUUAGCAAAAUUAUUUUUAAAUUGAAAAAGCAAAUACUUAAUAUAAAAUGCCCCUUGGAUUUUGCUUCUCAUGUAAAUCUAUUGUAUUAUUACACUUGUUAUAAUUUUAACUAUUAAAUCAUAAAGGUCCAAUUGUUUCACAAAGCCAGUUUGGAAUGGGCUGCAUUCCAGUUAUACUGUAUAUAGUUUGAAUUAUAUAUAAAUUGCCCCUUCUUCUGGCCACUUCUGCCCCAUCUUAGUAUUUUGCAAGACUUAAUUAGUUGUACACCUGGUGCCCCUCACGUGCUUCAGUCAUUGUUAUUUGAUGGCAAAACAGACCUCUCAUUAUUGAAGGAGAGAGAAAAGGUGUGUGUUUGAUUUGUUCCGGAAUUUAUUGAGCUGUGCUGUUCAUGGCCCUCUGCCUAUGCGUCUCCUUUUUGGAUUUUUUUUUUUCCCCCCUGGUCUUACUAGUAUUAUAAUUUCUAUAGGGAAGAGGCUUGUGACCAGUACUAAUCUUGAGUACAGUUUUUUCUUUUUCUGUCCACAAUUAAAUUAAUGUCUGCUCUGAAAUGUCAUUUAUCUCUUUACACUUUCUUGGGGAAAGAAAAUAUCAAAUGUCAGUUCUAGCAGAUGUUGCAUGUAAAUUGGUAGCAAGUAAUGACUACAACCCAGAUGAUUAAGAAUUUUGUAACAGAAAGCUCUGCUAUCUUUUAAUAUUUUAUAUACAAUUAUGAGAAGUAGCACAUUGUAAGUCUAUAAACCUUUGCUUUUUAAAGUUUAUUUUUACUAUUUCUUUAUCACUGUUGAUCAUACCAUUGGUUUCAUAAUGUAAAUAUACAUUGAACAAAUUAAAUGUUAAAUUUUUUAUUACUAUACUUCAUGUUAAUAGUGGGGCUUUCAGGUGUCUAGAGAUUUUUUUGGUUAACAUUCAAUGCAAAAGUACUAGAUGGUGUAUAACUCUAGAGUUGAAUUUUAAGGGAUUCUCUAAUAUGUAUACUAUCUUUUUAUCUGAAAUAGUAAAUAAACUAUGAUCUUGAAAGUGCCUGAA